UACUAUGUCUAUCAUGUAGCAAUUUCCCGUUCAUUUGCAAAUCUUAGAAAAUGAAUGCAGCUCGUAUCAUUGUUCUUACAUUCUGCUCAGUGCAGUAUGUGUUGUGUGAAUUGAAUACGGAAUAUUUUCCCGCCAAUUUAGGAACAAACUGUCCGGAGAGGUACCAGUGCCAGAGAAAAACUUACUUUCCAAACUGUCAGUGUGAUUCUGAUUGCUUAAUAUACGGGGACUGUUGCCAUGACUACAGAAACAAUCACACAGUUGAAAACAAAACGAUUCCAGAAUUUACAUGCGAGUUUAGAGCAAGCAUUGACUCUGACAAUUUCAUUUACAUUGUGAAUUCUUGUCCUUCUGGCACUGAUUCAUAUCUUAGAGAGAAAUGUGAAGCAGAAAACGAUGUGUUCGACCACCCGUCUACUGGUCCGAGUUCGGGAUAUCUGUAUAAAAACAUGUAUUGCGCUAUGUGUAAUUUUGAUGAUUACGUCAUGUGGAAUCCAGGACUCCAGUGUCAUUGGAGAUUAUCCAUUCCGGCGAAUUUGUCCGUCUCCUCCUUAAAUAACGAUACCAACUGUUACGUGACACACUCGCCUCCGGAAAAAAUCCAGAAACAGCGGACUUGCUUUCCAAUCAGUUCUAAUGUAACGGAAUGUCAGAACGAAACAUCGAUGACGUUAUGUAAAUACGGAUAUUAUGUGCCUCUGUUUGGACUGAAGAUUGUCUUUCGAAACAUCUACUGUGCAAAAUGUCAGGGUUAUCCAGAAUCAAACAUAUCAUGUGGCGGCAUGAAGGAGACAAAGUUAAUUCCUCCUAAACCAAAUAGAAAUGGUUACACCUAUAGUUACAGAAUUCUAUUUGAUCUCAAUUUGAAAAAGGAGACGAGAGAGACGCGCUCUCGCAAUAGAUUGGUGGGGUCAUCUACGAAUUCACUAUCUAAUGUCUGUAGUGCAGAUCAUCUCCUGGAUCCUUUGACAGGGCAGUGUUAUAAGAUACUGUGCAAAUCUCCGUUUGUUUAUCAAAAUGGUAAAUGUUUAUUGAAAGAGCGGCUUACUAACAACGCAAACAAUUCCUCACCAUGCCUCUCUCGAAUUUUUCGCCAAAAUGAGUUCGAAUUAAUCAAUUCCACUACAAUUUUUGUGUUCUCCUUCAACAUAAUGAUGCAUGAUUUUACGCUCUCAGAAAAUGAAAGCAGUGCAUACGUUUGCAUAAACGGAACGGACAUUGAUAAUCAAAUAACUUUCACAAAACUGGCAAUUUAUUUUUCAAAAGAAGAGAGUUUGCUGUCUUUCGUUGGUGGAAUUUUGUCAUUAGCGUGUCUGCUGGUGUGUUUGACUGUUUACGUUUGUUCGCCCAAGUUGCACAAUAUUCCCGGCAAGAACCUUAUGUGCUUGAUGGCAUCCUUGUUCGUUGCGCAAUUGUUACAUUUGGUAGCGCCAUUUAUCUUCGAGAUGAAAAACCAAAGUUUAUGUAAGGCCCUAUCUAUUGUAACGCAUUUUGCUUUCCUAGCUGCUUUCUUUUGGAUGAAUGUGAUGUCUUUCGACAUAUUUUUCACAUUUUCAACGGGGCUUACUAAUUUGGGUGAAAGGGAGACUUCUUCAAAGCGCAUGCGAUUUUACUGGCUCUAUGCUUGGUUGGGUGCUGCUAUCAUAGUUGGGUCCGCAGCCUCGGUCGAGUAUACUUCGGAUUCAAGUUUUAAACCCGGAUAUGGUAAUGGAAUGUGUUGGAUUUCAAAUAGCAGAGGUUUGCUCAUCUUCUUUCUGGUCCCCAUCGCAAUUCUGUUGUUUUCAAAUUUUGUUUUCUUCCUUAUAUCUGCCAUAAGUAUACACAUGUCAUCCAAGAAAAUUUCCCGGAUUCUGAAGAGAAAGAACACGUGCAAAUUACUCAUUUACAUAAAAUUGUCGGUUGUGAUGGGGUUAACCUGGUGUUUUGGUUUCUCGGCAGCGGCAACCAAUAGUCAGGCGUUAUGGUAUUUGUUUAUUUUCUUCAAUGCUUUACAAGGAUUCUUUAUUGCAACUUUCUUUGUAUGUACGAAAAAGGUGUUCCAAAUCGUCCGAGAUGGCGUCUCUUCAUUUUAUUCCAAUAUCAGGUCGUUUACUGAGAGAAAAUCUCUAGCUUCAAAGCCUGAGAGUGAGGAAGGUAGGAAUGCUUCUAUGAGACUCGAAACCCGAUAUUAGUGAAGUACAGAAACUUUAUAAGAGAUCUGCAGGCAUGUUCACUAGGCUAUCUUAGGACUAAGUAUGUCUUAGGGCACGUCCUAGUUUUAAAUCUGGUUCUCGAAGCUCUCCCAAAUUUAGGCCUCGCCAUAACUUCAUUCUAACUUUAGGACAACAUAAUUCUUGUUCUAAGAUCAUUCUAAGUUUGUAAUAAACACGACGAUAGCCAUGAUAUUAAAGCAAAAAGUUCACAAAAACUGUGAAAAGAUAAUUAAGGACAUUGGCAACCCGCGAAUUACUGAAUUGUGAGUAAGUAUAGACUUUCGUGGUUUUCAUAGCCUCCUGGUGCUUUUGGGCCGGGAUGCCUUUUCCUUAAUGUCACUAGUAUAGGAAAGGCCCUUUCAUUCUAAUCUCAAGAAGAUUUAAAUUUUCCCUGUUGAAAAAUGUGGAUUCCUCUUCUUACUCAUGAUAAUUCACUGAUUCGCACAACUCACAAAUCAAAUGCAGACCUGUUUGACUUGUGUCGGAAAAACUGAUUGUUCAAUUAUUGUUAUCAAAGACCUUGACAUGAGCAGAUGUUAGUCAGGGUAGAUCGUUCGAUUUUUAAACCGAAAACAGGUAUUGGAUGACUCAGUGGUUUUGCAUUGCAUUCAUCGUAAAAAGAAAUAAUAAUAUACUAGUAUAUCAAACACACUUGUAUAGGUUCGAGUAUCACAAUAUCCGUUUGUUUUAUUACUUUUUUAAGUACAUGUAGUAAGUAAUUUCGAUAAGUUUUACUUUAUAACAUAUGAAUGUUAUAUCGAAUUCACGAUAUCUAUAUUAGGAAUAUUCAUAUAAAUAAAUAGUGUCUGUUUUUUCUCUACCUGUCUGUGUCUAGAUUGUAUUGUUUACUCGGAAAUAUGUCAUGUGUAUAAAAUACAUGUAAAGGAGUAAAAAUGUUCCGAAGUAGUUAGGACAUCCUAACGCAAGAUGUUCCUAAGAUAUCGUCGGGAAACAUCAUAUGACGUGUCCUAAUUUUUUCUUUGGAUGUUCUUAACUUUUUUCCUAAGUUAUAUCUUGGGACAUAUCUUAAGAAAGUUUUGUGAACAUACCCAUCAAGAGAACUGUAACUUCAGGGGCGGGGGUUGUUGUUGCUUUUAUGGAAGGGAAUUUCCGCCAUAAUUCUAUAUCCUCCUUGUAUUCUUAAUCUUAACCUACUUUUUUAAAUUCCAUGUUACCUUAUAUAACAUGAAAGUUGAAGAUAACGAACAGUGAUCAAUUCCACAACUCCUAUAAGGUAUACAAAAUAGCCGGCCAAACACAGACUAUACCAGAGGUGGAAUCAGACAAACACAGACCCCUGGAUAUACCAGAGGUGGGAUCGGGUGAAUAGGAGGAGUAAUCACCCCCUGUCGACAGGUCACGCCCGCCAGGAGCUCUAUAUGUCUUAAGUAAAGAGAAUAACUCGCAAUCAAAAUCAAUGUGUCAAGAACGGCCCAACAAUCGGUAUGAAACACGUGAAACAACAUUUGACCCAGUGACAGGCCGUAUUGGCAAACUAGAUCAUUAUAACGCUAUAAACUUUACGAAAUGCUGACUUUAAUUGAGACUGUUGAAACCCCUGUAACAUCAACUUGUUUGUCAGUAUAUUUCAAUUUUCAUUCUGAAAUUCUAUUUUACUACAUGACAUCUUUAUUUCCAUGUCACAUUGUUAUAUUUCAAUUUUCUCAAGCGCCGCGGUGGUCUAGAGGUUAGGGCGUUCACCCCGCAUGCGAAAGACCUAAGUCGUUAAAAAAAAAAAAGGUAGUGACAGUUCCAUCACAGAACGCACGGUAUCAGGUGUGAAUGUCAUGGGUCCUCGGGAAUGACCUUAAAAACGGAUGUUCCGUGUCACAGUAGAUGUGGCACGCUAAAGAACCCUCACUGCUCAAAGGCCGUAAGCGCCUAGUGAAGGCCUAUAUUUGAAGCCCUUCACCGGUCUUGGUGACGUCUCCAUAUGAGUGAGUGAAAAAUUCUCGAGAGAGACGUUAAGCAAGAUGCAAUCAAUCGAUCAAUUUUCUAUUUGCUUUCGUCUUUUCCCCCCACCCCCGUCGUAAGAGGCGACUGCCACAGCAGGUGUGGCACAAUAAAGAUCCUUCACUGCUCAAAGAACGUAAGCGCCGAGCAUAGACCGAAAUUUUGCAGCUCUUCAUCGGCAAUGGUGACGUCUCCAUACGAGUGAAAUAUUCUUGAGAGGGCCGUUAAAAAUUAUUCAAUCAAUCUAUCUAUCGUCAUUUUUACAUCUAUAUGACAUUCUUAAUUCUAUCUCGCCUUACUGCAUUCGUUGCAUUUUAAAUACUUACUUUGAAUUUCCAACCGCACAUUUUUGAUUUUACCGAGAUUCUCUCUGUAGAAAGUCCUUGUUAAUCCCAUUGUUUUGUUGCAUUCGUAUUCUAUGCUAAUCAUAGGUUUAAAUUUGUGGUACUUCACCAACAUCUGGUGACGUCUCGAUAUCAGUGAAAAAUUAUCGGCGGAACCUAAUCUCUCUCUUUCUCAGCAAAGAGAUACUUGUAAGGGAUUUUUGAUCAUUUAAAAUCCAACUUUAACAUUGCGUAUCGUGUAUGUGUUACAUGGAUUGUAGGGGGUGCCUACAGGUAGGGGUGCAGAGUCGCCGAGUGACAGGAGUUUUACGGGGGUGACUUCACGCGCGGAUGACGUCACGCAGGGCGUGGCGGACUCCCAUAGAUGAAAUGUAAGCCCACAAGGGGACUUGAAAUGGCAGUGGAGUUUUGUCGUCGACAGGUGUGGUUGUUCCGAAUGAUUUAAGGGACACAGGGUCCGCACGGACCGAGGUGUUACCAGGCACAGGUGAGAAGUUGUGUGGUUGGUCGGAGGGGACUGCUCAGGCAGGUGUAAGUUACCAGGCACAGGUGAGAAGUUGUGUGGUUGGCCGGAGGGCACUGAGGCAAGUGUUAGUUACCAGGCACAGGCGAGAAGUUGUGUGGUUGGCCGGAGGGCACUGAGGCAGGUGUUAGUCACCAGGCACAGGUGAGAAGUUGUGUGGUUGGCCGGAGGACACUUAGGCAGGUGUUAGUCACCAGGGUGGUUAGCUGGAGGACACCGGGGAUUGUGUCGGUUGCCAUAGUGAUGACUUCUCGGGGUAACUCUGGGUGUCCCUCCACAGUGUCUGAAGGUCAGGAUGACCAGUUCUCUGAUGCAGAUGAUGAGUCUGGGGAUGAAUAUGUUUUCCAGUGUAGUGUUGGGGAGUCUGGAUUGUUCCAGUCAGGGAUCUACGCAUGCUUUGAAAUUUAUGAUAAAGUAUGUGUAGGUUUCCAUUCAGUGGUAGUGCUAUUGAGUGUUGCCAAGGGGCACAGUCUAAUCAUUACAGAUGUCCCAGCCAUGUUUGAAGCAGUGGCAUAUCAGUUCUCUGGAAAGUGUGUCCCCAAGGUACCUAACAAGUGUAUCACUGUGUGCUGGCCAAAUGGUGGUUGUGUUAUGUCUGGGUGUACUGGGGAUGACCCUGCGCAUGCGGGGUUGUGUCUCUGUUCGACUUGGUUAGGGUCUCUGAUGGUUGGUGAGAUAGGAGUGUUCUCUCUCAGAUUGAGAGGCUUCCCCCUGAUAAACUUCAAAGUAAUGAACGGAAUUGGUUUGUUGCUAGUGGCUUCGCGCGUUCCCAUUGGUCGUGGGCUGAUGGCUGUGCAGUCCAGGUUCGACUGACAGUGAACUAGGGGCAACCCAGAUUCUGUCAUCGCAAAAGGGGUACAAAAGAAAACGAGUCAUGUAAGGGGUGUAAACUCCUCCAUGCUAACUGGACCCCGAAAUGUAGGGAACAACAGCUUGGUCUGCGGUAAUCCCGCCGUUGGUAAGCGGGGGCCUUUCCUUGUAUUGUUCCAGUUGCUGUCCUGGAAGUUGUGAUGUCGUCUGUGGUGUUUGUACUGAUGCAUCUGUCCACGAUGAUACCUGUCCUGUGACGAAGUUGGUUACCGAAUGUGAUGUUACUUUCCUGUUCGUGAAUUUCAUGUGAUGUACUGUGUGACCGUGACAUUCUGUGUUGUGAACUUCUUUUGGACUGUUAAAGCGUUGUGAUUUUAUAAAGUAAAGUUUAAUAGACUGUAAAUCAUAUGUGAAAUUCAUUCAUUGUUUUGGAAUAUUGUAUGUAUCUAUUGUAAGCUACAGUGCUGCAGGUUAAACUUGUCGGAUUUGGAAAUUCCUCCUCAAAAUGGGGGAGGAAUGUAGUGAUUUAGGGAUGGGGUGGAUUUUAGGAUUUCCGGUCGGGCUUGGAGUCGUAUGAUAUUGCACGUGCUACUCUGUCUCUUUUACCCGCGAAUUCUCAAGACUAGCGGGCGUGUUUCGUAGAGCGCAACACUGUGGUUAUUGUAUAGUGUAGUCUUUGAAGUUGUCCUGUUUGUGAGUUAAUAUAUGUGUGUUUUUCUAGUGCUCGCUUUAUAGAAAAUCACUUAGAUCAAAUCAAUUCUGUGUGACCAUAUUUUGAACUCUUAAAAUCUAGUUCAUGUUAAGGUUAACUUUAUACAUGUCCGUUAUAGCAUUAAUUUGAUCUGUGUUUUGUUUUAAUGUGCGGUUUUCAACACAGGCCAGAUGGGGGUAAUCCUAUUGAUAAGUUUUUCAAAUAAAUCUAUCAGAGAAGGGUCUUUCUAUUUUAGAAUUAGGACAUUACUCCUCGAAGUGGAGGGAGUGUAGUGAAAUUGGGUGUCAAAAUUACGAUAGGGGCGAAUUGCCAGGGAACCCGCUCCCUUUUUACCGGAAGCGGGAACACCGAAUCUCUCACCUUAGCUCCGGGAUUUGAAGAGGCAAGGCCGCGUGUUGAUUGCCCAGAAAAUUUUGUCAGUAUUUAUCGUUUAUUGUGUAUUUUCCAAGAAAUAUAUUCUUU
Molecule: messenger RNA, 6996 nt
Organism: Ostrea edulis (European flat oyster)
Lineage: Eukaryota; Metazoa; Mollusca; Bivalvia; Ostreida; Ostreidae
Product: G-protein coupled receptor Mth-like
Exons: 1
Coding region: 51-2171 (706 amino acids)
Biological process (GO): cell surface receptor signaling pathway; G protein-coupled receptor signaling pathway
Cellular component (GO): membrane
Molecular function (GO): G protein-coupled receptor activity
Source: RefSeq, a predicted model, not a curated record